AUGUCAAAACCUUCAAUCCAUUUUUGUACAAAGUACACCAUCGACAAGAUGCGCAAUUCAGGUCAAACUCCUACUCUAACAGAAUUGCAACAAGCUAUUCUUAGUGAGGCAAAAUACAACAGUAACUGGUCUGCAGCAGUUAUCUUGUUUGAAGAUUUUGAUAGAAUUGUGUGGGAAAGACUAACACGUUUGCUUGACAAAAACAAUGACAAAACAACCGGGCAAUCUAAUAAACAAACCUUAAAAGAAAUAUGGUUACAAACAUCUAUUGCAUUGCAACCAUUAUCUAUUACCGAAUUAAAAUAUGUUAGACAGGUUUACCAGAUUAUGGUUAGAUAUGCACCUACUAUCAAAGAUGUAAGCUAUUAUUACCUUCAUCUACUCAAAAAUCACAUAGAAACUCCUAUUCUGGAUGCUGAAGUUGUCAAUCAUUGUUUGAAUUCAUUGAUUUACCAUAUUUCCUUGAGUAAAGACACAGACUAUUUGACAAGAGGUUUGGAUCUUGUGAAGAUUGCCUUGGGACGUAAUAUGGGUACAGAUAAGAACAAUGUUUUACAAAGUGUAUCAAAAGGAAUUUUGAAAUUUAAUGGCGUUAGAAUAACAAAGAACGGAAAAAAUAUAGAAAAAGAGAGACCAAAUGACAACAAUUUCGAUGAAAAGAAUGCCGAGAAUGAUGAAUGGAAUAAAAAGGAAUAUCCCCCAAAUUGUCAACAAAUUCAACAAGAACAAGAUAACUCUGAGGUCAUUGGAUCUUUAUUCAUUAAAAAAUAUAAUAGAGAAGGGAAUGAUGAAGUAUCAUCAACAUUGUCUUCUCAACAGAAUUAUAAAUUUGAUGAAUUGGAAAGUGAAACUGAAUUCAUUAUUGAUGGUCAUAAAAAAACGAAAAAUAAUCAAUAA
This is a messenger RNA of Entrophospora sp. SA101, 897 nucleotides long. NCBI's taxonomy places the organism in Eukaryota, Fungi, Glomeromycota, Glomeromycetes, Entrophosporales, Entrophosporaceae. The record is from the annotation of a GenBank genome assembly.